GUAAAAUGAACUUGGUCACACUUUUUACGAUGACGGCUGGCCGCCAUAUUGCUCUUUCUUUCUUUUUCUGACCACGUUCUCUGCGAGUCGUAUGAAAUAAACAUGAGCCUCACAAUUUCCAAAAAACGCAAGUUUGUUGCCGAUGGCAUGUUCAAGGCUGAAUUGAACGAGUUCUUGACUCGUGAACUCGCCGAGGAUGGUUACUCCGGUGUUGAAGUACGUGUUACCCCCGCCCGUACUGAAAUCAUCAUCAUGGCCACCAAGACCCAACAGGUUUUGGGUGAAAAGGGUCGCCGCAUUCGUGAAUUGACCGCUAUGGUCCAAAAGCGUUUCAACUUCGAACCUGGCCGUAUUGAAUUGUACGCCGAAAAGGUCGCCACCCGUGGUUUGUGCGCCAUCGCUCAAGCUGAAUCCCUCCGUUACAAGUUGACCGGAGGUUUGGCUGUCCGUCGUGCCUGCUAUGGUGUCUUGCGUUUCAUCAUGGAAUCUGGUGCCAAGGGUUGCGAAGUCGUUGUUUCCGGCAAAUUGCGUGGUCAACGUGCUAAGUCCAUGAAAUUCGUCGAUGGUCUCAUGAUCCACUCUGGUGAUCCAUGCAACGAUUACGUUGAAACCGCCACCCGUCACGUUUUGUUGCGUCAAGGUGUUUUGGGUAUCAAGGUCAAGAUUAUGUUGCCUUACGAUCCCAAGAACAAGAUCGGCCCCAAGAAGCCCUUGCCCGAUAAUGUAUCUGUUGUCGAACCCAAAGAAGAGAAAAUCUAUGAAACUCCUGAAACAGAAUACAAAAUGCCCGCUGUUGUGCCCAUCUAUGAUGAAGCUGCUGAAAUGUAAAUUAGCAAUGUUUUUUUAAGAGUUUAAUAACAUACAACAAUUCUUUAUAAGAAUCACAAGCGUAAUAUGUGAGGAUCAUGUAUUGUUUUUUUUAUAAGAAAACAAAUAUUUUGAACAUUAGUUCAAAAUAAAAAUAAAUGUAAAAUUUAUUUUAAAAACUCUGAA
Messenger RNA from Lucilia cuprina (Australian sheep blowfly), 993 nucleotides. RefSeq names its product 40S ribosomal protein S3 (gene RpS3). Gene Ontology annotation, molecular function: structural constituent of ribosome; RNA binding. The coding region runs from base 103 to 828 and encodes 241 amino acids. Gene Ontology annotation, cellular component: cytosolic small ribosomal subunit; nucleus. The transcript has 2 exons. The record is from RefSeq and is a predicted model, not a curated record. Lineage: Eukaryota; Metazoa; Arthropoda; Insecta; Diptera; Calliphoridae. Gene Ontology annotation, biological process: positive regulation of apoptotic signaling pathway; translation.